ACCAAGACAAAUGUCAACCACUCCAAAUCACGCAGUCGAAAUCUCGCCCUCUAGAAAUCGUGCGUACUAUUAUUGCUGUAGUACGCAAUAUGCACAUCGAGUAGACCAAAGGUCGCAAUGAAUUUACAUGUGUGCUCUUUUGGCUUCAUGUACAUGUAUAUGUAGCCAUAAACGUGCGGCUUAAUCCCGAAUUUGCCAAGGGAGCCUUAACCGUAAGUCACUCGGGCUUGCUUUUCGCAUUCAGCAGCUAGGCAGUCAGAAAACAUGUCCCUUCUCAAGAGUGUGUUGUGGUUCCUGGACGUCCGCACAGCGCUGCUGUGCCUGGUUCUCUUCCUGGUUCUUCGCUGGUUCUUCGGGCGACGUAAAGACCUCCCUCCGGGUCCUGUGGGACUCCCGAUCAUUGGCUCUAUUCUGGCCAUCCACCGUGAGAUGCGCCGGAGCAUAGAGCCCCACAAUCUGUUUAUGAGGUACGCUGCCAAGUACGGGCCCGUGUUUAGUCUGAACAUCUUAAACAAGACGGUGGUGGUCCUCAAUGACUUCUCCUCCGUGAAGGAAGCUUUCCAGCAUCCUCAGCUGAAUGAUAGGCCCAAAAUGCUGUUGUCUGACGUUCUAAAAAGUGACGGUGUCUCAAUUGCAUCUGGCAAGCCCUGGAUCGAGCUUCGUCGGUUCUGCCUCACCGUGCUGAGGAGCUUCGGAGUUGGCAAAACGAGCUUCGAGGAGAAGAUCGGGGAGGAAGCUGAGGAGCUGAUGAAGGAGAUGUCUGAUUUCAACGGGAAACCCUUUGACCCUAAGCCUCUAUUGGGCAACGCUGUUUCCAACGUUAUCUGCAACGUCAUUUUCGGCAAGCGGUACAAGUACGCUGAUGAAGAGUUUACACGGCUUCUGGCUUUACUCGCUCGCAAUUUCAAGCUGCUGGGUGCAGGUGCUGCUGUAAAUUUCUUCCCGAUUCUCCGUCAUCUACCCUUCGUGCCUACUGCUGAACUGCUGUCGAAUUUCGACGAGAUUCGUGUAUUCGUGACCAGUAUCAUUGACAGCCACCGUGCCAUCUUCGAUGCAAAUGAUCCCAAGGAUUUCACCGAUUGUUUCUUGAAGGAAGUUAAGCAGAACGAAGCAAAAGAUGCCAUGGGAGUCCAGCACGGUUUUCUCAGCGAGCGCAAUAUUGCUGGGACUAUAAUUGCUCUCUUCGGGGCGGGAACAGAAACCACCGCCACUACGCUCCAGUGGGCUCUCCUGUACAUGGCCGUUUACCCCGAGAUCCAGCAGCAAGUCCAGGCCGAGAUUGAUGCCGUGGUUGGUCGUAACCGCCUCCCCAGGAUGGCCGACAAACCAGAACUGAACUUCACCCGAGCGGUUAUUUGGGAGAUCCAACGUCUAAGUCUCAUUGUUCCGUUGGGUAUAGCCCAUGCUGCUGCCUCCGAUACCCAGUUUCGGGGUUUUACAAUUCCCAAAGGUGCCUUGCUGAUCUCUAACUUAUGGGCGGUCGCCCAUGACCCUAAUGUCUGGCCAGAGCCCGACCAAUUCAAACCCCAGAGAUUCCUGAACGACAAAGGAGAGGCUGUUAUAACAGACGAGUUGAUACCCUUCAGCGUUGGUCGUCGUAGCUGCAUCGGUGAACACCUGGCGAAGAUGGAGCUGGUGAUCUUCUUCAGCUACUUCAUGCAUCAGUUUACCUUCAAGAAACCAGACAACUCACCACCGCUGUCUCUGAAGGGAAGAGGUGGUUUAAAUUACACACCAUCGAGUUUCGAGAUUUGUGCCAUCAAGCGCGAAUAAAGUUCUUGUCGAGAAUUU
This is a messenger RNA of Acanthaster planci (crown-of-thorns starfish), 1791 nucleotides long. RefSeq names its product cytochrome P450 2J4-like. The record is from RefSeq and is a predicted model, not a curated record. Lineage: Eukaryota; Metazoa; Echinodermata; Asteroidea; Valvatida; Acanthasteridae. Gene Ontology annotation, molecular function: iron ion binding; oxidoreductase activity, acting on paired donors, with incorporation or reduction of molecular oxygen, reduced flavin or flavoprotein as one donor, and incorporation of one atom of oxygen; heme binding.